This is a messenger RNA of Balaenoptera ricei (Rice's whale), 956 nucleotides long. It is a transcript of the gene MDK, whose product is annotated as midkine. The coding region runs from base 118 to 615 and encodes 165 amino acids. Gene Ontology annotation, molecular function: growth factor activity. The transcript has 6 exons. The record is from RefSeq and is a predicted model, not a curated record. NCBI's taxonomy places the organism in Eukaryota, Metazoa, Chordata, Mammalia, Artiodactyla, Balaenopteridae.
CCUGCGCGUGGAGAAAGGCGCAGCGGCCUCCGCGCCCUUCCGACCCCUGCGCUUUUCUGGGGUCCCCCGUCCGAACCCCAUCCCGACACUGAGCAGAGCAUCUCACUGCACACCUGGAUGCAGCGCCGAGGCUUCCUCCUCCUCGCCCUCCUCGCCCUGCUGGCGCUCACCUCCGCGGUGGCCAAAAAGAAAGACAAAGUGAAGAAGGGAGGCCCGGGGAGCGAGUGCGCGGAGUGGACCUGGGGUCCCUGCACCCCCAGCAGCAAGGACUGCGGCGUGGGUUUCCGCGAGGGCACCUGCGGGGCCCAGACGCAACGCAUCCGGUGCCGGGUGCCCUGUAACUGGAAGAAGGAGUUUGGAGCCGACUGCAAGUACAAGUUUGAGAGCUGGGGGGCAUGUGAUGGGGGCACAGGCACCAAAGCCCGCCAAGGCACCCUGAAGAAGGCGCGGUACAAUGCCCAGUGCCAGGAGACCAUCCGUGUGACCAAGCCCUGCACCCCCAAGACCAAAGCCAAGGCCAAAGCUUCAUUCCUGACUCACAGCAGCCCUGGAGGCCAACAGGGCAGAGGGGAAUCUGCCCACUUCUCAGCCAAGAAAGGGAAGGGAAAGGACUAACAGCCAGGCCUGGAUGCCAAGGAGCCCCUGGCUUUACUCGGAGGCCUGGCCCACGCCCUCCCUCUACCGGCCCAGGAUAUAACCCACCAGUGCCUUUUGCCUGCUCGUUAGCUUUAUCAAUCAUGCCCUGCUUCUUCCCUUUCACUUGCCCACACCCACCCCAAGUGCCCAAAGUGGGGAGGGACAAGGGAUUCUGGGCAGCUUGAGCCUCGCCCAAAGGGAUUUGAUUCCCCUGUACCCACUUUUCUUCUUCCCCCAACGAUGCCAUUACUAAGAAAUAAAUAAAUGUCUUUUUUUUUUUUUUUUUUUCCCCAAUAAAAGCUUUCUUUUAAUAUAUAAAA